AUGUCUUCCCCCACCGUGGAUGCCUUUUUCAAUCGCCUCGGCUCAAUAGUCACAAUCGGAUUUCUAACAAUCUGGAUCCUCGUUACAGUUGGAUUCAUCUACAUCGACAUUGAAGACUCAAGCUGGAGACUCUUCGAAACCUUCUUAUCAAUCAGUCUCUUUACAUAUCUCAUCUUCCGAAUGAUCGUGGCAUGCACAAACACCAAGCCCGAUUCAAUUGUCUACCGCCUCACAACUGCCCACCGUCGCUCACGCCGAGGCGCCCUAGCAGUCCUCGUGUGCGCUUGUUCCUGGAUCUACGGGCUAUUCUUCAAACUCUUGACGCUGUUUCUAGUCAACUGGUUUUUCAUAAUGACAUUUUCUGCCCAUCUUUACCCGGAAUUCUUUGAUCAAAUGGAGGAGGUUUCACUGCCGGAUUCAGAGAGCCCUGGCUCCGGUGUCGAGGUGCAGAACGCGAGAUAUAGGUUCAACAAGGAGGAAUAUUUCGAUGCAAUGGAGCAUAUGAAGGAGGAAGCGGGCUUUGAUCCUGUUCAAGCGCUUGGCUGGAUUCCGCCGCGCGUCUUGUCAUGCUGCUUUGCUCUUGUGUGGUUUUCAUGCUGUACACUGACGCUCUAUGUUCUCCGCCUUUGUUGGAAAUCAAUCAGGGUCGCCUUUGGACCUUCUUCGUCACCUUCUGCUCCACCAAAGACGCAUGUGGUUUAG
Penicillium cosmopolitanum is the source of this 702-nucleotide messenger RNA. RefSeq lists its product as uncharacterized. The coding region runs from base 1 to 702 and encodes 233 amino acids. The transcript has a single exon. Lineage: Eukaryota; Fungi; Ascomycota; Eurotiomycetes; Eurotiales; Aspergillaceae. The record is from RefSeq and is a predicted model, not a curated record.